Diuraphis noxia (Russian wheat aphid) is the source of this 754-nucleotide messenger RNA. RefSeq names its product short-chain specific acyl-CoA dehydrogenase, mitochondrial-like. Lineage: Eukaryota; Metazoa; Arthropoda; Insecta; Hemiptera; Aphididae. Gene Ontology annotation, molecular function: flavin adenine dinucleotide binding; short-chain fatty acyl-CoA dehydrogenase activity. Gene Ontology annotation, cellular component: mitochondrion. Gene Ontology annotation, biological process: butyrate catabolic process; fatty acid beta-oxidation using acyl-CoA dehydrogenase. The record is from RefSeq and is a predicted model, not a curated record.
AUCAACGGAACGAAAUCGUGGACAACGAAUGGUUUUGAAUCCAAAGCAUUAGUCCUAUUCGCAUCUACCGAUAAAUCAAAAAAACAUAAGGGAAUCAGUUGCUUUUUGUUGAAAAAAGAUUUUCCAGGGUUAUUCGUGGGGAAAAAAGAAGACAAAUUGGGUAUACGAGGGUCGUCGACGUGUAAUUUGGUACUCGAAGACUGCCCCGUGCCCGAAGAAAAUGUCUUAGGCGACCUGGGAAAGGGUUUCAAUUACGCGAUGAUAACUUUAGACGCGGGCCGUAUAGGAAUCGCCGCCCAAGGUUGUGGUAUCGCCCAAGCGUCGUUGGAACUAGCUGUUGAUUACGCUUCUAAAAGGAUCUCGUUCGGAGCGCCCAUCGCCAAAUUGCAAUCUAUACAGAACAAAAUCGCAGAUAUGGCGUUGAGGGUGGAAAGCGCUAGACUUUUGACGUGGCGUGCGGCUUAUCUUAAAGACUCUAACGCGUCACACACGAAAGAAGCCGCCAUGGCCAAGUUGGCGGCGUCUGAGGCCGCUACGUUCAACGCGCACCAGUGCAUACAGGUGUUGGGUGGCAUGGGUUACGUUUCAGACAUGCCGGCCGAGAGGUAUUACCGUGACGCCAGGAUAACGGAGAUUUACGAGGGCACGUCUGAGAUCCAGAAGAUAGUGAUCGCUGCCAACGUGUUCAAAGAGCACGGAUUAUAGACAAGAAUAAAUUAGUGUUAUACCUAUUAUAUURUUAUAUUAUAUGAAU